Messenger RNA from Osmia bicornis bicornis, 956 nucleotides. RefSeq names its product tropomyosin-2-like. The transcript is spliced from 7 exons. NCBI's taxonomy places the organism in Eukaryota, Metazoa, Arthropoda, Insecta, Hymenoptera, Megachilidae. Gene Ontology annotation, molecular function: actin filament binding. The record is from RefSeq and is a predicted model, not a curated record. Gene Ontology annotation, biological process: muscle contraction; actin filament organization. Gene Ontology annotation, cellular component: actin filament. The coding region runs from base 102 to 956 and encodes 284 amino acids.
CAGCUUUGUGUCAAUCGAGGGAUUGAAAAGAGUAUAAACGUCUGGAGAAGUCGAGGAAUUCGUUUGCGUCUAACUAAAGAAACGGACUUUCGACGUCAGUCAUGAACGCGAUCAAGAAACGAUUGCAAACACUGAAGAUUGAAAAGGAUCUGGCGAUGGACAGGGCUGAUAUGUGCGAUCAACAGGCGAAGGAGGCGAAUCGACGAGAAGAAAAGCUGAGGGACGAGGUCCGGGAACUUGCAAAGAAGCUGGUGCAGAUGGAGCGUGAUUUGGAACUGAGCAAAGCUCAAUUGGAAAAGUCGAACAGGGACCUUGAACAGAAAGAAAGAGUGUACAUCGUGACACAGUCAGAAUUGGCGGUUUUGAAUAGAAAGAUGCAGCAAUGCUUGCAAAACUUAGAAAAGUCCGAGGAACGUCGUUUGACGGCGCAGGCAAAGCUGGCACAGGCGAUGGAAACCGCGGAGGAUGCGAAACGUAUCUGUAAAGUUUUGGAAAACAGGAGCAAACAGGACGAAGAGAGAAUGGACCAGCUGAUGGCUCAGCUGAAAGAAGCGAGACUGAUCGCUGAAGACGCUGAUACAAAGUCGGACGAGAUAUCUAGAAAAUUAGCCUUUGUAGAAGACGAAUUGGAGGCUGCUGAAGAGAGGGUGAAAUCUAGCGAAGCGAAGAUCGUGGAACGAGAGGAUGAACUCUUCAUCGUUGGUAAUAUAUUGAAAUCUUUAGAAGUAUCCGAAGAAAAGGCCAAUCAAAGGGUGGAAGAAUUCAAAGCACAAUUGAAGGAAUUGAAGGUGAAAUUGAAAGCUGCCGAAAAGAGGGCCAUCAUCGCAGAAAAGAUGGUUAAAGUCUUUUCCAAAGAAUUGGAUGCAAGAGAAGAUUUUCUGUUCAGGGAGAAAGAAAAAUACAAAUAUAUCUGCGACGACAUGGACUCCACGUUCGCCGAACUAACUGGAUAUUAG